AUGGCGAGAACUAAGAAAACACCGCGACGACAAAAAUUUGUAUUAAAUUUACUACGUCAAACACGUCGACGUCGAAAACGUAAACCCAAAUCGCAAAGUAUUCGAAAAUCUCAACAAUGUGUAAGCAAUACACAAAAAGAUGCACGUUGUCAUAAACGAACAGCGCACACGGAAAAAUGUUGGAUUCAUUUAGCAAAGCAAAAUAAUCUACGCAUUAAACCCUCUAAUGUGGCAGGUGCAGGCAAGGGAUUAUUUGCAUGGAAAAAACCCAUCACACGAGGAAAAUUGAUUUCAAAAUAUACCGGUCGUAAAUUAAGUAAAAAAGAAUUGGAUAAAAAAUAUGGGGACGCUGUUGCAAAAUAUGCCGUAUGCAAUAAACGAGGACGAUGUGUUGAUGCCACAUACACUACAGACGCAGCAGCACGGUUUGUUAACGAUAGUCGAGGUACAUCUUUUCAAAACAAUGCCAAAAUAAAGGGUAAUCAAAUGUUUAAAUUAAAAGCGACUAAAAAAAUACCCGCUAACCAGGAAAUAUUCACUUCGUACGGAGACGAAUACUGGUCAUAA
Paramuricea clavata is the source of this 567-nucleotide messenger RNA. NCBI's taxonomy places the organism in Eukaryota, Metazoa, Cnidaria, Anthozoa, Malacalcyonacea, Plexauridae. The record is from the annotation of a GenBank genome assembly.